Messenger RNA from Cimex lectularius (bed bug), 940 nucleotides. RefSeq lists its product as uncharacterized. Bases 295 to 612 code for a protein of 105 amino acids. The transcript is spliced from 3 exons. The record is from RefSeq and is a predicted model, not a curated record. NCBI's taxonomy places the organism in Eukaryota, Metazoa, Arthropoda, Insecta, Hemiptera, Cimicidae.
ACAAUUAGCAUCGUUGAGGAGAAACAAUGAAAGAAAGCGGUUCGGAGAUUGCUUUCCCGUCCAUUGUCGACAGGGUCACAAAACCGUGAAAAAGUCAGACUUGUCAGUUGGUGUAUUAAUUUUUGGUAGGAAACGUUUCAAUUUUCCUCUUCCUUCUUCACGGCCGUUUCUUGACAAUUGGCCGUGUAACGUAUUGUGGAUUAUCGUUUGAAAGCGGCGUGCGGAUCUGGACAAUAAUGGGUAUCAAUUGGCCCAGUUGGCGGUCGACGUCGUCCGGGAACGCAGCUGGAUAAAAUGUGGUGGAUUUGGGCACUCGUCGCAUCCUACAUAGCAUUCUCGACUUCCACCACUUUUCUGGAAUUUCAGGAUAUCGAAAACGGAAGUGUCCCCAGUUGUACAGACAAGAACGGAACAAUACGAGCACUGGGCGAAAGCUGGCAACUGGAAGGCGAAUGCGUAUCAUCACGCUGUCUAACCGUCAGCGCGACGAAAAGCCUCAUUAUGCAUUACAAAUGCCCUUCGGUGACAGCACAACCUGCAAACGGCUGUGAAGUGGUUCAAAAUGUAAACCUUCCUCAUCCGAAUUGUUGUCCUGAAUUAAAAUGCUCAUGAGGUUAUGACAAAAUCCCACCACCUUCUCAAAAAAAUAUUGUUUAUUUAUUGAUGAUUAAUUAAUAACAAAUUUGUUUUUUUCCCCUAAAAGGUUUUAAAGAUAAAAUAUUUAUACAUAUACUUUUUUUAAAAAUAAACUAAUACUAACAAGGGAUUGAUAUACUUAUUAUUAAUGCCUACUGAUAGCUGGUUUGUUGCAAUAAUCUUCAAAUUAAAAAUGACAUAGAAGGCUUCUUUGCAAAGUGAGGCAAUUAUGUAUUAAUUAAAUUAUAUUACUAGUAUAUUUUUCAAAUUUAUUCCAGAUCUACGUUCAAAUUUAAUUACAUAA